Molecule: messenger RNA, 2248 nt
Organism: Trichomycterus rosablanca
Lineage: Eukaryota; Metazoa; Chordata; Actinopteri; Siluriformes; Trichomycteridae
Gene: tnfsf10l4
Product: tumor necrosis factor (ligand) superfamily, member 10 like 4
Exons: 5
Coding region: 100-945 (281 amino acids)
Biological process (GO): immune response
Cellular component (GO): membrane
Molecular function (GO): tumor necrosis factor receptor binding
Source: RefSeq, a predicted model, not a curated record
ACACACAUAGCAUAAGCUUACACACACACACACACACACACACACACACACAUAGCAUAAGCUUACACACACACACACACACACACACACACACACAGCAUGAGCUUACACACACACAGUCGGAGCUGCUAUAAUCAGAUCGAGCAGAACCCGAACAGAACCGCCGACACUAAACUAUGGACUGGAUAUUAUCUGCUGUUGGCAGUGAUUGUGGGAGCGGAGACCCUGGUCAUGUUCGCACUGCUCCACACGUUCAGCUGCGAUCUGCACACGACCCGGGACUCUCUGCACCAGGAGCUUUUUCCUGUCGAGUGUCUGUAUGAGGGCGUAAAUCCAGCAGAUCCGGCAGUGGUGAGCUGCAACCAACUGAUCCAGGAACUGCUGAACAGUGCUCAGAAGAGACUCUUGCUGGACGUCCACAACUCCCUGUGGAGCGAUUUAGAAGAACACAACGUUACGCAGAUAUUCAGACCUGCAAUACAGGUUGGUGCCAGGCCGGAGCUGAAUCAGUACCAGUACCUGCAGGGAACAGGUGAGUUCCAGGACGACCUGCUCACACUGGAGCGUCUGAACUGGGAAGCCCUGGGUGGACAGAGCAGCCAGGAGGGCCCGAUGCGCCUCAGUCCCGACGCAGAACUCAUGGUGCCGCAGAACGGCAUCUAUUUCGUUUACUCUCAGGUUCAGUUCGAAACUUCAGGACUGGGAUUUGACCCACAGUUCACGCACUGUCUGAUCAAGAGGAAAGUGUCACACCCAGAGCCGACGGUUCUCGCCAAAGCCGCCGCAGGUCCGCCUUUCGACUCAGGUUGGAGCCUGUUCUCCGGCCACCAGGGGGCGCUGUUUAAACUGGAGAGGGGCGAUAGGCUGUCACUCUUCGUGAGUAAUAUGGGCGUUGUGCGCUUCUUCCCAGAGACCACAUACUUUGGGGCAUUUAGGAUAGACUGAUACCUUCUUAUAAAUCUAGAACAACUUCAGCCACUCAUAAUGAACUUUAGCACCCGGAAAAAUCCAAAACCCGGCUACGAAUGGCAAUGAAAUUAAGCAGGAUUUUUCUAAAACCCACCUCAUGUGUGCAAAACAUACUUACCGUUUGAUUUGGUUCUCUCAAAGAUGCUAUAAAGCACUGCUAAACUAACAACACAGUGGUUGUCUCCUAAACACUGUUACUCACUUUUACCUCCUUUAUAUUAUUAUAUUAUUAUUAUAAUGCUACAACACACGUUGCCGCUUAAACCGAAGUAUAUUUUCGACCGCAGUCUUCUCAUUAUGUGACGGACCUUCAUAUUUAAUUGUCGUGUUAUUUAGUGACCAUCACGGGUUUUCCUGGCCGAGUCCCGAACCACACCGUGUUAGUGACCUUUUGCAGCGCACUAUUAAGACACUUUAGUUCUCACCAUGAUUAGACUUGCUUGGAACACACCUGAUACGACCAUUAUCUACAAAAAAAACCUCAUAAAAACUGGACCCUGUCAUCCAAAGCAGCAGUUGGUGUUUACCCGCUCCGGCAUCACAUGGAUGUGUGGUGUGUGUGUGUAUAUGCAUUCCAUUCAAAUAAUCCCUAAAGUUGUUUAAAGUAACACAUGAAACACCAAGACCGAGCCAGAAACUUCCCACGGAAUCCUGAAUUUAUUGUUAGUCGUAUAGAAAUGCAGAUUUGACAAAUUAAAGAACUAUGACUAUAUAAAAAAUACAUGAAGGUGAAGAAGGUGGGGGGAUGGGGUAUAUUUUAUACAAAUAAGAAAAAAAGAACCACAUUAAUUCAAAUAAACACAGGGACUAUACAAAACGUACGAACAAUAAACCCAAAAGAAAAAUCAAUCAAUCAACUUUAGAAACUUAGAACAAAUUCCAUGUUAAAAGAAUAAGGUGUACAGGACGAGCUACUAAAUCCAUGGUGUGGACUUAAAAAUAUCGUACAGAUGGUGAUCGCAUGUGUAAAAAACAGUUACAAUAAAAAAAAAAAAACACUCCAGUCGUGCAUCCCGCUCCGUUAGAAUCGGCGACGCUUGAAGUCCACCGGCGGGCCGGGGCGAGGGAACGGCAGAGGGAGACCGCCCGGGUUCGCUCCGGUUCCCUGUGCAUCAAACGGACAGAGGAAUAAAUUAAUCUACAGUUUAUCAUCAGCCAGUCUAAAACUAGAACCUAAUCGAUAUCAGGGUGAUCACACUGACUGACUGAGGUUCUGUAAACUUGCUGAUAUACAGUAGAUCAGAUGUUUUUAUUCAAAUAAAUAAACAUUUCACUUCUG